Messenger RNA from Thecamonas trahens ATCC 50062, 3531 nucleotides. RefSeq names its product CMGC/DYRK protein kinase. NCBI's taxonomy places the organism in Eukaryota, Apusomonadida, Apusomonadidae. The transcript has a single exon. Gene Ontology annotation, molecular function: protein serine/threonine kinase activity; phosphatidylinositol binding; ATP binding. The record is from RefSeq and is a predicted model, not a curated record. Bases 96 to 2618 code for a protein of 840 amino acids. Gene Ontology annotation, biological process: peptidyl-serine phosphorylation; peptidyl-threonine phosphorylation.
CGAGCGUGUCCCGUGCCGCGUGCCGCGCUAGCUCCGCAAAGGGCAAGGGCUGGAGAUAGGGGAGGGGCAUCCUUCCUACAGCUGGGACAGGAGCCAUGUAUGCGGUGCCGCACCCAUGGGCCAAGCCGGUCUCGCAUGCCGGCCCGUGGCGCAGUCUAUCGCGGAGCGAGCUGGACGAGGCCUGGGUUGAAGCUGAAGUGGCCGAGGCUGUGGACGAUGCGCCGCCAUGGGCGCCGGGCGCGCGCUGCAUGCGCUACGAGGUGGCGGUGACGGUGACGGCCGACGCAGACGGCGCGGCGCCGGCGAGCUGGCGGGUUCACCGUACGUACUCACAGUUUGACGCCUUUCACACUGCGCUGACCGAGGCGCUCCGGCACGAGGUCGUAGGCUUGCCUGAUCUGCCACAGAUGCCGGCCAAGACGUGGGGUCUGCGCUCGCGGUCGCGGGCGCCGGCCGUCGUCGCCGCGCGUCGGGCCGCCUUUGAUCUCCUCCUCGAUGUUGUGUGCUCGCACGAGAUUGUCCGCUCGCUCCCUGUUGUCCGUGCCUUUCUGGACAUUGGCACACACGUGCUCGCACCGACCGGCCGGGUCUUGGUGGUGCUCCCGGACCGCGGCGUCGACCUCGCAGACGUGGCCAGCGCGUGGCGGGUCCUUUCCGAGGCUGCAGUUGAUGUUGUGUUUGCCACACCGCGCGGAGCAGUGCCUGUUGCCGACGAGGCGCUGCUCAGCGCCGCACCUCGUGACGUCCAGUUUGAGGCCGCGCAGCUUAUGGAGGCCUCGACCUUCUGCGAGCCGCUGGACGUGUGCGACGCGCAUCCGGACGCAUACGCAGGCCUUUACUUACCAUCAGGACUCAGCGUCGAGUACCAAGCUGCGAUGCUGGAGAGCCGCGAGGUGGCACUGGCUGUGGCGCAGUUUUGGGCUGCCGGACUCCCGAUCGCCACUGUUGGCGGCGCGGUGCUGGUUCUGUCCAAGGUCACCGUGCCCGGCUCGACAUCAUCGCUGCUGGACGGGCGUGCGGUGACGACACUGCCCGGUAGCGCGCAGCGCAAGACGCGCCUCAUCCGCGGCUCGCAGUAUGCGGUGUCAGACGCCGGCACAUUUGCGGCGCAGCUUGAGCGGGUCGCCGGCGUGUCGUUGAUGCCGGGCCCUCUACUGCUGGGCAAGCCCGGGACCGCGCUUGUGCCGGACGCGGCUGGCUAUGUCGUGAGUGACGGCCAACUUGUGAGCGGUCGGUGGUGGGGCGAUGCGUACGCCGCCGCCGCUGCCCUUGUCUCGGCGUCGGCGCUCGGCUUUGUGGGUAGUGCGCCCGGAACCGCACCGAGCUCGCCGGUCACUUCGCCCGACUCGUCGCCGCAGCUUGCGGUGGCCACGCUAGUGGCGGCGCCGCACGAGCGGCCAGCAAGUGGCAGUGGCGGCGAGUCAGCAACGUUGGGCCUCUCGCCGGCCUCGGCCAUUGCCGCGCACGGCGAGCGGUUGCCGCCGCGGCUCCGCGACGCCAUGUGGAACGUGGCGCGGGUGUAUUACGUCGGGACAGGGCGUGAUCCGGUCUGGCCAAGCGAUGAGGCGGCACAGGUCGAGGUUCUUCCUGCCGGCGCGAGCAUUGCGUUUCGGUUUGAGGUGCUGGGCAUGGCCGGCGAGGGCGUGUCGGGCGCGGUGGCGACGGUGCGCGACCACGCUGUGGCCGGCACGCCGGUGCGGGCACUCAAGGUCCUUCACGCAUCGGCGGACAUGGCGGCACUCGGCUGGCACGAGCUCGACAUGCUGGACCACUUGUCGGGCGCGCUGGAAGCUUCCGGCUUUGAGCGGGACUCACUCGCAGCGCUCCCGAUCCUGCUCCCGCUGGAGUCGUUUGAGGCCAAGGCGCACAUGUGCAUUCUGCUGGAGUGGUGUGCUUGCGACCUGCUACACUACAUGCGGAGCUCACUCAAAGCGGCGGAGGCUGGUGCGCGGGCCGCGACGGCGUGCGGCGUGGUCCGCGAUGGCUGUGAGGCACUGGCGCUUCACGGGCUCGCCGGGCUCGUUCAUGGCGACGUCAAGCCGGAGAACAUCUUGGUUGUGUGCACCGAUGGAGAGGCGGAGCGGUUCCGACUGACCGACUACGGCUCGUCGUUUCGGAUUGCUGAUGCGCAGCGGGUCUCGCACCUGCAAACGCUGCUGUACCGGUCGCCCGAGGCUGUGGUCGGGUACACGGGCGCGUACGGGAGCGGGACCGACGGGUGGUCGCUGGCGUGCGUGGCGUUCGAGGUUGCAUCUGGCGGAAAGCCGCUGUUCAACGUUGCCAACGAGGCGCAGGCGCUGGCGGGCAUGGUCGAGCUCCUGGGGCCACCGCCGACGAGCUGGCUGGCGCGUGCCGCUGCCGAGUGCCCUGACAAGGCGCUGCGGUACGAGGCGCUGCUUGCGCCGGCGAGCGAGUCGAGCCCUGCCCCUCGCUCGCGGGACGAGGUUGUAGCCGAACUGCGGUCUCGACUCGAGUGGAGCACAAGGUCGGCGAGCAACGAGCAGUGGCUGCUGGAGUUUAUGGGCGGGAUGCUGCAGUGGGAGGCGAGCGCGCGCGAGGUGGAGCUUGCGGCCUACACCGUUGUCGACACCGCCGGCGCCAGCGCGGCAUCGUGCUGAGCUCAGCUUUGCACGGCAAACGAGUCGAGGAGCGAGACGACGUAUGGGUUGGACGAGUUGCGGAGCUUGGCAAUGAGCGGAGAGAGGGCGGAGCGGUCGGCAUCGGAGAGCUCUGCGGCCAGGGCGUCGUCGAGCUGGACCGUGCCCGCCAGCUGGGUCUUGGCUGCGGCGAGAAAGUCCUUGAUGGCGGCUUCGCCGGCGGCGACAAUGUCUGCGGAAAGGUUCUUUGCGCGCUUGGGCGCCGGCAAGUCACCCGACUCGAGGCCCGCGGCCAUCGAGUCAAAGUCUUCGAGGGCUUCAGCCUUGCGCUUGGCCAUGUUGAUGACGCGCGGCGGAAAGUGGGCGAGGCGUGCGACGUGAAUGCCAAAGGAGCGGUCGCACGGGCCAGGGCGGACCUUGUAGAGGAGGGUGAGGGCAUCGUCUGCGGUGUGGGCAGUGACGUGGACGUUGGUGACGGCCCUAGGGAGGAGCGACUCGAGCUGGGUGAGCUCAUGAAAGUGUGUGGCAAAGAGGCAGAGCGAGCCGAGGUCCUUGGCAAUGUGCUCGGCGAUGGCGUAGGCGAGGCCGUAUCCGUCGUAGGUCGAGGUGCCGCGGCCGAGCUCGUCGAUGAUGAUGAGCGAGGCCGGCGAGGCGGUGGCGAGGAUGGAGGCGGUCUCGAGCAUCUCUGCCAUAAAGGUGGAGACGCCGCGGAGCUGCGAGUCGCCGGCGCCGACGCGAGCGAGGAUGCAGUCGACGAGCGGGAUGGUGGCGGAGGAUGCGGGGACGAAGCAGCCGAUUUGUGCCAUGAGGACGAUGACGCCGACCUGGCGGAUGUACGUCGACUUGCCGCCCAUGUUGGGCCCGGUCAUGAGGAGGAGGCGCUUGUCGCCGGGCGGGCCAAGCUCGACGUUGUUGGGGAUAAACUGAAUGUCGG